AUGCAUCGAUUUUCAAUUAGCGAAUUAUGUCCGGAGUUAUGUCAAGAAUCUACAAGCGAAGGAUCGAUGCCAAGUACACCAGAAUAUUCAAGCGGCGAUGAGAACACACCAAAACGACCGAAUAUCUCAUACAGUGCGAUGAUUAUGAUGGCAAUUCGAAAACAUCCGGAGAAACGACUUACGAUAACUGAGAUUUAUGAUUAUAUAACAGAUACAUAUCCAUAUUAUGCAAUUAGUAAUAAUCGAUGGCGCAAUUCUGUCAGACAUACUUUAUCAGCGAGAAAUUGUUUUGUGAGAUGUCAGAAGGAUUAUGCAAGUGGGACUAAAGGUGAAUUUUCGGUUUUGAGGAUCAGAAAAAUUUCUCUGUGUCGAUGUGACUCCCUGAAAAAUUUCGGUUGUAUGUAUGUUCAAAUAGUGUCUUAUGGGGAGUUAUGAAAAAUCCAAAGGGGAUUUUGUAAGUAAAAAUGUCUUUCAUGAGAAUCAGGAGGUCGAAAUUCUGAAUAAUUUCCAAAUAGACAAAAAAACCUUUUUGAAAAUUCGUAACUCAGCUCAAACUCAACGAAAAAACUCGAUCAAAACCGCAUUAUCAAGCUUGAAUUGCUCUCUUUUCAGUUAUUUUGGAGAACAGUCUCAAUUUGAUAUAUGAAAAAAUAAGAUAAACAUUAAAAUCAUUUUUUUUUAACGAAAAAUGGCGCCGGCAUGAUUCUAGACUAAUUUUUUUGAAUUCCUCAUCCACUUUUACGUAUGUGCACCAAUUAAAAAAAUUUCACUGUGGAUUUUUCAAAAAAAUCAAUUUAAAAAUGUUUCUUUUUUUCAUGUAUCAAAUUCAAAGUUUGAUAAAUGUACUCCAAAACAACCGAAAAGAACGCAAUUCAAGCUUCAAAAUGCGGUUUUGAUCGAGUUUUUUCGUUGAGUUUGAGCUGAGUUAGAAAUUUUCAAAAAGGUUUUUUUGUCUAUUUGGAAAUUAUUCAGAAUUUCGACCUCCUGAUUCUCAUGAAAGACAUUUUUACUUACAAAAUCCUAUUGGGUUUUUCAUAACUAUCAGAAUAUCUGAUUUGAACUAGAAAAAUAUGCAAAUGAGAAUUCAUAAACUCCCGGGCAAAAGAUUUCUUACCCAUUUCAAAAUUCCAAAUAUGAGCAAUGUUUUUUGUCUAUUCUAGGUUGUCAUUGGACAAUAAAAGCUGAUGAAACUGCAAAUGUUUGUAAUGGUAAACUUGUCACUAAACGAGCGAAUAGAAAUCAGGAAAAAUGGCUGAAAUCGCUACCUAAUCCAUAUUUCAACAAAAUUUCAUUAUAA
Caenorhabditis angaria is the source of this 1297-nucleotide messenger RNA. The record is from the annotation of a GenBank genome assembly. NCBI's taxonomy places the organism in Eukaryota, Metazoa, Nematoda, Chromadorea, Rhabditida, Rhabditidae.